Paralichthys olivaceus (Japanese flounder) is the source of this 1010-nucleotide messenger RNA. It is a transcript of the gene dnajc12, whose product is annotated as DnaJ (Hsp40) homolog, subfamily C, member 12. Gene Ontology annotation, cellular component: cytoplasm. The record is from RefSeq and is a predicted model, not a curated record. NCBI's taxonomy places the organism in Eukaryota, Metazoa, Chordata, Actinopteri, Pleuronectiformes, Paralichthyidae.
GACAGCUCAUUUUUCUCCAGAACUCAGGAGAGACCACACUUUGAAUGUUGCUCCAUCAGUCACUUCGCUGACAAAACAAUUACAAGAUAUACUUUGGUAAAUGAUCGGUGAGUCAGCAGCGGGGGCAGGAGACUAUCAGUCACACAAGCUGUGAUUCAGGGUGGAAGACAAGCUGCUCCGUUAGAAAACACACCUUUCCACCAACACAUUUAUGGAGGCUGUGUUGAACUGCAAACCAGAGGACCUGGAGGAUUACUACGGGUUACUGGGCUGCGAUGAGCUGUCCUCGACUGAGCAGAUUCUCAAUGAAUACAAGAUCCGAGCCUUGGCUUGCCACCCAGACAAACAUCUAGACAACCCGAGAGCAGUGGCAGAUUUCCAAAAACUACAAGAGGCCAAAGAGAUUUUAUGCAAUGAAACCAAAAGGAAAAACUAUGACCUUUGGAAAAGAAGUGGGGUUCUGAUGUCAUUCCAUGACUGGCAAGCCUUGGAAGACUCUGUGAAAACUUCAAUGCACUGGGUUGUGAGAGACAAGAAGGAACCGAUGCUGGAGGCCUCAAAAGCAGAAAAGACCGUCCCUUCCCAAGCAGAAGAUGUUCACUGUGAGCAGGAAGCAGCAGGGGUCUCCUCAAGUGAUUACUGCCAUCGGCGUUUCCGUUGGGCUGCUGACUCUCCAUCCAAUCUCCUGCAGAAGUUUAGAAAUUAUGAAAUCUAAAUAUAUCAACAGCUCAAUUUGAUUAUAUUGUGUUUGUGCCUUCUUCUGCUCACUUGUUCACUUGGGACCCUGCUUACUGUGAUGUCACUGUUUGUGAAUAUGGUCUGGAUGUAAUACCACUCAACUUGCAGGAAACCAUCAACUCUAAAUGUGUCUGUCGCAGAUCUGAUGUUGGGUAUUGAUUCAUGUGAUUAUGUGAGUAAUGUAUGUUGUUAUAUGUCUUGCUGUUGAUUACGUUCAUUCACACACAAAGGAUGAAUAUGUUUAUGCCUAAUGUAAUGUUAAUGUGUAUGUU